AUGGCGUCCAACAAGACUCACUUAUACGUCGUGCCAAAUAAGAAUCGCCUAUAUGUGACUGUGUACCCAGACGACGACGCCCCCGACGACAAGGAAAGCUUCAGCUGGGGUUUCCUCAUCGGGCCAAAGCACGAGGACACCGUCAUCAACCCCGGCGUGCGAUACUACAUCGACCGUUCGCCGGUCCCGGCCACGAGCGAACAUCCCGAGGGCAGCAGCGGCGGCGGCGGUCGUAGCUUCCGCUGGCGGUACGCCGAGGACGCGCUGCCCAGCAUCAAGUGCCCGGCGCGCAUGUACGCGCGCAUCCUCAUCGCCAAGAUUGAGGACGAGGACCGCCUCGAGCGGCUCCUGCGCGAGACGCCGCGGCCGCGCGCCCCGGAGGAGGGCGAGGAUAACCCCCUCGCCGCAGCGCUGCGCGUGGGCUACAACUCGCAGGUGUGGGCGUCGCAGGUGCUGGCCCGUCUAGCCGGCAUGGGCCGCAAGCGCAAGGACCGCAUCGUCGGAACGGCCGUGCUAGACUGGCAUCGCAUCGAGCAGACGGCGCGGUGGUACGUCGCGGAGAAGAUGGCCGCUGACAGAUACAACGAGGACUAUCUAAGGGAGACGCAGCAUCGGUUGCCAAAGCCGACGUGGGAUAUGCUGCUGGACCGAGAGAUAGCUGGUUGA
Molecule: messenger RNA, 666 nt
Organism: Cordyceps fumosorosea ARSEF 2679
Lineage: Eukaryota; Fungi; Ascomycota; Sordariomycetes; Hypocreales; Cordycipitaceae
Exons: 2
Coding region: 1-666 (221 amino acids)
Source: RefSeq, a predicted model, not a curated record